AAUAAUUUUGAAACGGUCAACGUGACAGUUCAAUUAAAAUUAUAACACAUGAAUGCACUUUUUCACAUGGUUAUGUCAUAAUUUCUCUAGUAGAAUUUUUGUUAUGAAUUAAAUAGAGGUAUCAACUUCCAGAGAUACCUCGAGCCACCAUGGCUACCCUGAUCAAAACUGCUUUCGUAAAAGUAAUUAGUCCUAGUCAAGGAGGUAAGAUAGCGGCAUGUACUUUCGUACAGAACCGUAAUAUCGCUGGUAAGGCUCUUAGGGAGUCGCUGCCGCCACCUCCGCCGAAACCAGCCCCUUUCGACUAUAUAAACAAGGAUUACACUUGGUUGCGAAGCUUAUUUGACCGUACCACCCAUAGAUUCGACGAGAACUCAAAAGUGCUGGUAGUAGAAGGUCCGGUAGCCGCCGGUAAGACGCAAUUCGCCGCCGCAUUGGCCGAGGACUUAGGAAUGAAGCAUUUCCCCGAAGCUAACAUGGAUAUACACUACAUACGCUCGAAUGGCUUUGAUUUGCGUACGCUCGAUAAUCAGAUCCCCGAAGACGCUAGAACCUUUGACCAUGUGAACUUCAACUUGGCUCCGAGCCAUCGUUUAGCAGGAAAUUUCCAGAUCAUGAUGUACAUUGCUCGUUAUAGCCAGUAUAUUGAUGCAUUGGCUCAUUUGUUUAAUACCGGACAAGGUGUAGUGUUGGAGAGAUCUCCCUACUCUGAUUUUGUGUUCUUGGAAGCGAUGGUAUCGCAGAAGUACAUCAGUAAGGGUGUGAAGUCAGUUUAUUACGAACUCAGAGCGAACACGAUUGAGGAGCUGAUGAGACCUCACUUGGUUAUCUACCUUGACUUGCCUGUAAAUAAGGUAGUAGACAAUAUAAAAGCACGUCGAUGUGACUAUGAAGUGAACGGCAAGGCGUUGACAUCCGAGUUCCUCACCGAGGUGGAGAGACAAUACAAGAACAAGUACUUGAGGGAUAUCUCUACACAUGCUGAGCUGUUGGUGUACGACUGGACUGGUGGCGGAGAAGUAGAAGUGGUGGUAGAAGAUAUCGAACGUCUGGACUUCGACAAGUAUACGGAACGCGAUGAGCCCAAGAUGAAGGACUGGCGUCUCCCGCGCGAGGUCGAGUGGGCCGACAAGCGUAUGCUUUACUCCAACCAGAAGUACCAUCUGAUGAACCUGUUCGCGAUCCCCAGGCUCGACGUGCCCGAACUGAUCACCAGCGCUGACGACGCUUAUGAACGUUAUAAGGCCAUCUACGAGAACCCUGCGUUCGAGUAUCUGGAGGGCUACACGAAGAACGACUCUGGUCUUCUCACGAAGAACAAGAUGCCCAAGUACACGGAGUAUUUAUAAAUCGUGUUGGCAUUAAUGUAGAUUGAGAAUUUAUUUAAUAAAGUUAUUAUUUAAGGA
Molecule: messenger RNA, 1406 nt
Organism: Galleria mellonella (greater wax moth)
Lineage: Eukaryota; Metazoa; Arthropoda; Insecta; Lepidoptera; Pyralidae
Gene: ND-42
Product: NADH dehydrogenase [ubiquinone] 1 alpha subcomplex subunit 10, mitochondrial
Exons: 5
Coding region: 150-1349 (399 amino acids)
Biological process (GO): mitochondrial electron transport, NADH to ubiquinone
Cellular component (GO): cytoplasm
Source: RefSeq, a predicted model, not a curated record